CACUUGCACUACCAUGUCCACCACAACACAUGAUGGUCUUCCGCCACUUCACACCCACAAAUCCUCUCGUCGAACCACCGCGAACCGUGUAUUUGUGGUGGUUCACUUUAGUGCCAUCUUAGCCCUGCUCUAUCGCCAUACACUCUCCCUCCUUCACUCCACAACCCUCACCUCUUUCUUCAUCACCCUCACCUUCCUCAUCUCGGACACUCUUCUAGCUUUCAUGUACACCACUACACAAUCUGUUCGCAUGAAACCAAUUAUCGCACCGAAUUCCCUGAAAACCUCAAAAGGGUUGUUCAAGAACCUGAUUUUCCAGCUCUGGACGUGUUCAUAUGCACAGCUGAUCCCUAUAAGGAGCCACCAAUGAACGUGGUGAACACGGCCUUAUCGGUCAUGGCUUAUGAUUAUCCAACCGAGAAGGUGUCGGUGUAUGUUUCAGACGAUGGCGGCUCAGCUCUGACUCUCUUUGCUUUCAUGGAGGCUGCCAAAUUUGCAAGCCACUGGCUACCUUUCUGCAGGAACAACAACAUAGUGGGACGCUGCCCGGAAGCUUAUUUUGAAACGGAUCAUUCUCGGUCUCCUGAAGCUGAGAAGAUAAAGAUUAUGUACCAAGGCAUGAAAGUGAAGGUAAACAAUGUAAUAGAGAGAGGCAAAGUCGACCAGGAAUAUCUAAAUGGAGAACGGGAAAUUCAAGCUUUUAGCAAAUGGAUGGAUGGAUUUGCACGGCAAGAUCAUCCCGCUGUCAUUCAGCUCACACAGAGGGAGAGAAAGCGUGACGAAGUUUUCAAUGAAGGGAAUGAGAGGUUCAGGUUGAUGGUGAUGGUUGUUGGUGGCCGUGAAGCUAGUCGGAACAAUGAAGGCUUGCCAGUCUCGGUGUUAUUAUCUGCAGAGGAAGAUGGCUGA
Messenger RNA from Malus domestica (apple), 906 nucleotides. Its product is annotated as cellulose synthase-like protein G3. Lineage: Eukaryota; Viridiplantae; Streptophyta; Magnoliopsida; Rosales; Rosaceae. Gene Ontology annotation, molecular function: cellulose synthase (UDP-forming) activity. The record is from RefSeq and is a predicted model, not a curated record. Gene Ontology annotation, cellular component: plasma membrane; trans-Golgi network. Gene Ontology annotation, biological process: cellulose biosynthetic process; plant-type primary cell wall biogenesis.